This is a messenger RNA of Lactuca sativa (garden lettuce), 1731 nucleotides long. Its product is annotated as beta-glucuronosyltransferase GlcAT14B. Gene Ontology annotation, cellular component: membrane. Gene Ontology annotation, molecular function: glucuronosyltransferase activity. Lineage: Eukaryota; Viridiplantae; Streptophyta; Magnoliopsida; Asterales; Asteraceae. The record is from RefSeq and is a predicted model, not a curated record.
AGAAGUUGACGCCCACACAGACCACUUUCUCUCCCCACAUACUUCACUAAUCACUAUUCACUGCUGUGCCUGUGCGAAGACCACAAUGUGUCCGUUUUCUUGCAAUAAUCAAACUUCACGAGCACUAUCUCCCUAGAUUCCUUUCUCUUGCUGGAUCGAAGAAUAAUCAUCACCCUCGCAUUUAAUUACAUCACCUUUUUCGCAUUCUCCACUUUCCCAAAUCUCCUAAUCGAUUAAAGACGAUAUCAGGAUCAAACUUCGAGAAAAAAAACCCCCAAAACCAUUGUCUCCGAAUGCCCAAAUUUUAUCCUAACUGUAACUCCUGAUGUUUUCAUCAAUGGAGAACGCCGUUAAACCCUUGAGAAAGAAAACAUGGUUUCUCCCUUUGAUCUUGUCUCUCCUCACUUCAUCAAUCCUCGUAAUUUUCUCCCUGUUCUUCACUUCAACUUCGAAUCCUUUUCAUCAAACCCCUUUAAAGUCCAAAACCCAACAAAACCCAGUUUUUGUUGAAUCAAAACUGUACAUCUCACCCACGAAACCGGUUUCAUCCAUACCGAAACUUGCGUAUUUGAUCUCGGGUUCGAGUGGUGAUGUUGAGUCGUUGAAAAGGACGCUCAAGGCAUUGUAUCAUCCAUUGAAUCAGUACGUUGUGCAUUUGGACCUUGAAUCUCCCGCUGAAGAACGAUUGGAGCUGGUUGAUUUUGUGAACAACGAGGCUGUGUUUCAAGAAGUGGGUAAUGUCAGGGUGGUGUCUAGGUCUAAUUUGGUAACUUAUAGAGGACCUACUAUGGUUACGAAUACGCUUCAUGCUGCUGCGAUUUUGUUGAAGGAAGGUGGUGAUUGGGAUUGGUUCAUCAAUUUGAGUGCCUCUGAUUACCCUUUAGUCACCCAAGAUGAUUUGCUUCACACAUUUUCAACUGUGCCUAGAGACCUAAACUUUAUCGAGCAUACAAGUGACAUUGGUUGGAAAGAAUACCAAAGAGCAAAACCUGUUAUAAUUGAUCCAGGGCUAUAUAGUCUUAAAAAAUCAGACGUAUUUUGGGUCUCCCAAAAAAGAAGUGUUCCUACUGCUUACAAGCUCUUCACAGGUUCAGCAUGGAUGAUGCUUUCAAGACCCUUUAUAGAAUACUGUUUAUGGGGAUGGGAUAACCUUCCAAGAAUUGUUCUUAUGUAUUAUGCAAACUUUCUUUCAUCUCCAGAAGGCUAUUUCCACACUGUAAUCUGCAAUGCUGAUGAAUUCAAGAACACAACUGUAAAUCAUGAUCUUCAUUUCAUUUCAUGGGAUAAUCCACCAAAACAACACCCCCAUUUUCUCUCCAUUGAUGAUUAUCAAAGAAUGCUGGAAAGCAAUGCCCCUUUUGCAAGAAAAUUUGGUGAAGAUAAAGAAUUGCUUGACAAAAUUGACUCUCAACUUCUUGAAAGAGAACCCAAUGGCUUUGUCACAAGAAGUUGGUUGGAAAGAAGUGAUACAAAUAGAAGCAUAGCUGAAAGCAUAGCCAAGAAUGUAACUGAAUUAAAACCAGGUCCUGGAGCUGAAAGGAUUAAGACACUUAUAGGUGGUAUGCUUUCAGACAAAGAUUUUGAUGCAAAACAUUGUGUCUGAUAAAAAGAAUGCUUAAGAUUGUAUGUAUGCAGUAUGCUCUCCAAGAUGAAUUCUUCUUGGAAUAUAUUACUGAAAAGAUAUCAGAUUUAAAUAUAUAUAUAGAUAUAUUAGAUAUUAUUAGCUCAAAA